AUGGAGCCGGAACCACCUUCGAUGCCACGGCGUAGGACUAAACGUGUUUCAGUCCAGCACACACAGGAACGUGUCCGCAAUUAUCAGCGUCGGCAUCGAGCUCGUCAGAAAGAUUACGUCGCAUCGCUGGAACAAAAGCUCAUUGAAGCGGAACGAACUAUCUUGACCCUCAGGAAUCAGGUGGAGGCCCUGCAAACGCCGUCGACACGACGCUGCUACCAGACGCAUGAUCAAGAUAAGAAUCAGGAUGACACUGUCCACGCUUUUGAGCCAUACAGUGCCGUCUCUAAUACGUGGGAUCUCAGAGUUUGGGAUUCGCACGUCCUAGCUCCUACUGAGCCAUUGGUUUCUAGUAAUCAACUUGGAUCGGAAGUAAAUGAACCCAUAUCUGUAUCGCCUAUUCUCAUAGCUCAAGCAUUGGAGCUUGAAACCGAGCCUCUUCAGGGCACAAGGCAUACCUCGGACCAGGCCGCUGCAGAGCCUAAAAGUCUGCUGCCCUUACAAAACCACAUGCCAAGACUGACGGCAACCUGUUGCUCCAAUGAUCUUGAAACGGAUUUACAACCGACAGUCAAAACAAAAGACCGCGAGGGCAUCGUUCCGGGUCAGGACACCCCUCUCGUAAUGCCUGGAUACCCACAAGAGAUAGAGACCUGCCAACAAGCAUGGCCUUACGAGUCCACAAUUCCUUGCUCCGAGGCAUAUAUUCUCAUCACACAGCAAAACUUCAAAGGCAUAGAUCAAGGAGACGUUGCAGCAUGGCUAUGGAAUGGCUUCCGCAGGCCACAUCAGCCUGGCGAGGGAUGUCGCAUUCAAACAGAUUUACUGUUUAGUCUCCUGGUGUUCAUUAGCGAGACAUCAUUCGAAGUUCCGGCAAUUUGGAGGAUCAUCGAGAACCAAAUAUGCAAUCAGUUACCAUACUUAGGCCAGGGAACGGUAACUAAUCUCACAAUACACCAUGAACGUAUCGCGAUACGUUAA
Messenger RNA from Metarhizium acridum CQMa 102, 981 nucleotides. RefSeq lists its product as uncharacterized. The record is from RefSeq and is a predicted model, not a curated record. Lineage: Eukaryota; Fungi; Ascomycota; Sordariomycetes; Hypocreales; Clavicipitaceae.